Messenger RNA from Ctenocephalides felis (cat flea), 1404 nucleotides. RefSeq names its product E3 ubiquitin-protein ligase synoviolin B-like. Lineage: Eukaryota; Metazoa; Arthropoda; Insecta; Siphonaptera; Pulicidae. The record is from RefSeq and is a predicted model, not a curated record. Bases 54 to 1385 code for a protein of 443 amino acids. The transcript has 8 exons. Gene Ontology annotation, cellular component: cytoplasm.
AUCCAAGCAACAAUUUUUGUGAAAUUGGGACGAACGAAACGUAUUUAUUAAAAAUGAGAGCCCUUGCGGUUUCUUUAAUAAGUUUAACUUUAACAGCAGCUGUAAUCGGCAAUGCAUAUUAUCAAAAAAAGCAAUUUUAUCCAAGUGUGGUGUAUAUCACAAAAACAAAUGCUAGUAUGGCUGUGAUAUAUGUACAAGCAUUUAUUUUGGUGAUGCUCAUGGGAAAAUUAAUGCGCAAAGUCUUUUUUGGGCAAUUAAGAGCAGCCGAAUUUGAACAUUUAAUGGAAAGAUCUUGGUAUGCAAUAACAGAAACCUGUCUAGCAUUCACAGUUUUUAGAGAUGAUUUCAAUCCAAAAUUUGUGGCAUUGUUUACGGUAUUAUUAUUUUUAAAAUCAUUCCAUUGGCUUGCAGAAGAUCGAGUUGACUAUAUGGAGAGAAGUCCUAUUAUAAGUUUAUUAUUUCAUAUCCGAGUUUUGGGUUUACUAACAUUGCUAGGAGUUCUAGACGUUUAUUUCUUGAGUUCUGCUUACCAAUCUACUGUAACCAAAGGGGCAUCAGUUCAAUUAGUUUUUGGAUUUGAAUAUGCUAUUUUGUUGACUAUGGUUGCAAAUACAGCAAUAAAAUAUUGCUUACAUGCUGCUGAUCUUCGAUCUGAUUUACCAUGGGAUGGAAAAGCGGUACUAUUAUUAUAUACUGAGUUGAUUGUUGGAUUUAUUAGAGUGUUAUUAUAUUUAGCAUUUGUUGCUAUUAUGGUUAGAAUAUAUACUUUACCACUCUUUGCCUUCAGGCCAAUGUAUUAUACAAUGAGGAACUUCAAAAAAGCAUUUAAUGAUGUUGUACUAUCUCGAAGAGCUAUUCGUAAUAUGAAUACUUUGUAUCCUGAUGCCACAAGUCAAGAGCUAGCAGAUGCAGACAAUGUUUGCAUUAUAUGCCGGGAGGAAAUGAACAAUACAUUUGGGGCUGUGUUCACACCGCCUCCAGUACCACCCAAGGACCUUGCUACUCUUUCUGAUGAAGAAGUGAGAGCUAUGGAAGGUCAUGAAAGGUGUCAUGUUGAAGCAAGAAUUAAGUACAUACGAGAAAUUCAACUGAUGUUAGAUACAUCCAUUGCUCUUAUGAAUAACUAUCAAACAAUAGUAUCAAGGCUGCCUCCUUAUAUACCGGAAAAUCUUGAAAAACAGUCAGAUGAUGUAAAUGAAUCUACACAAGCUUCAAGCAAAAGUAAAUCUAGUAUAAACGAUCCAGGUCCUUCUACAUCAAAGAUUAAUGAACCAAGUACAAGCAAUCCAACAUUAGUAAAUGAUACAUUAGAGCAAACAAUUCCUUCAGGGCCAAAUGAUGAAAUAAGAAGACGACGUUUGAGACAUUUUGAAAAUAACCAAUAAAACAAUUUUAUAGAAUGUA